AUGAAAUUGAUUGAAAUUUCUAGUUUUUAAUUUUUUCGAUAAAAACGAAAAAAAGUAUCAAAAGUGAACUGCAAAUAAGAAAUAAAAUAAUAGCUUAUCCAGAAUUAUGUGUUGACUAAGGUUAGAUAGCUUAGUUUUAAACAAGUUAUUCCAUUUACAACAAUCCUAAAACUUGAAGAAGAAAAAAGAUUUUCAAUAGAACUAAGAAUAGUUGUACUCGCAAAAGAAGCUUACAUACUUAUUUCAAAUUACUAGCUAAAGUGCACAAUUUGUUGCUAGGAAAAAGUAUUAGAUUUAUAAUCCAAAUAAGUAACCUGGCAAUCCGAAUCAAAAAAGCUAUAAUUUUCAAGACAAGUGCAGCUAUUACCUAUAAUUAUUUAUCCUUUCUUAUCACAUAUUAUACAAGAAUUAUCUAUAAAUAAAUAAUUAUUAGGCUAACAACUUAAACAGCUUGUAAAUGAAGCUCCACUACAAGUUAAGCAUGACUUAUUACAAGAUAUACAUUCUCUGUCUCUAUUUAUUUAAAAAUAUUUAAUGACUAUUCAAUAAUCAAUUAAUUUAUUAUCAGUUAAGUUAAAUUCAAAAGCUUUUUAAAUUAAAAAAUUUUUUAAAUACAAAUAAUUUAAUUCAAAAAUUUUUUUUUUUAAAUUUUAAAAAUAAUAUUUAUUCCUCACUUAAUAUUUAUUUCCUACUACACAAAUAAUUAUCAGUAUAAAAAGUAUAUGUUAAACAUAUUAUAAUAAUAAGAGUUGCCUGAAAUAAUUAAUUAAGUAGUUUUAUUUAAAAUAGCUAGGUAAUUUUUAUUUUAAUAUUAAUAAAUUACUUUUCAAAGAAUUAUUCAUCACAUCCAGUAAGACAAAUUCCAUUUUAUUAAAAAUAAUAUGA
This is a messenger RNA of Tetrahymena thermophila SB210, 885 nucleotides long. RefSeq lists its product as hypothetical. The transcript has 2 exons. NCBI's taxonomy places the organism in Eukaryota, Ciliophora, Oligohymenophorea, Hymenostomatida, Tetrahymenidae. The record is from RefSeq and is a predicted model, not a curated record.